Molecule: messenger RNA, 2341 nt
Organism: Amphiprion ocellaris (clown anemonefish)
Lineage: Eukaryota; Metazoa; Chordata; Actinopteri; Pomacentridae
Exons: 8
Coding region: 472-1659 (395 amino acids)
Cellular component (GO): membrane
Source: RefSeq, a predicted model, not a curated record
GAUCCUCCGUAAAGCGGCAGCUAAUGGGUUUAAAUGCGGCGCUGCGGCUUCUGGUGACCUCUGUCUGCCGCAAGGGAGAAGGGCUCGGCACCGGACUGAAGCCACUGACGGCAUGCAGCCAUCCCGACAACCUCGUGGACACCGUGUUACCGUGACAGCCGCCCGGGAUACAUCGUGAAGCAGCUUCUCUCCACCGGGAACCAACCGUCUAUCGGCAGCGCUCCGUCCCGGACGAUGCCUUCCAGCCGCACCCUGACCGUCCGCUGCUCACCGCUGCUUUAGCCGUUAGCUCGUCCUGCCGCCGUGUUGUUGUUGUUGUUAGCGUCGGCUAGCCGACUCUUUUAUUUAUUUAUUUAGUUUUUUAUUAGCACACAAGCUAGCAGCUAAUGUCUUUAAGCGGCUGCGAGAGUCUCCACCACCGCCACGACCACGGGCUCCCUUCGGUCGUGUGAUGGAAGGACGCGGGGAACGAUGCUGAGAAUCCUCCAGAUCCUCCUGACAGGGGCUCUGUGGGAUGGAGUCACUGCCUUAGGGGCGGUCAGACUAGCAGAUGGGGAUAACAAGUGUUCGGGCAGAGUGGAGGUUCUCCGCCACGACCAGUGGGGGACUGUCUGCGACCAAGCCUGGGACCUCCGGGAGGCCGACGUGGUGUGCCUGGAGCUGGGCUGCGGUUUAGCUGAAUCUGCCCUUCACGGCGCAGCUUUCGGCCCAGGCAAAGGGGAGAUCUGGCUGCGUCACGUCCAGUGCUCCGGACACGAGUCCAGUUUGACCCGAUGCGCCGUCGUCCUCCAGACAAACUCCUACUGCACCCACGAGGAUGAUGCAGGCGUGAAAUGCUCAGGUACUCUCCUAACACCCACCCUCACCCUGCUGUCACCUCACACUGUGUUCUCUCCCGGGGAGGCUGUUCGCUUCGGCUGCAGCGCUCUGCUGGGCCACCACCUCAGCGACUUCCACCUGUACAAGCACGGAGUGUCCACACCGCUGGUCACACAGCGGGCGGACCAGGCCCAGACCAGAGUGGAGCUCACGCUGUCCGACAUCGAGACUUUCCACCAGGGCAGCUACAGCUGUCGCUACAGGAUCAAGGGCGGCUUUCCGUCUCAGCUGCUCAGCUCUCCGCCCAGCAACUCCAUCAACAUCACUGUGGUUGAGCUCUUAACUCCCCAACACUGGUACAACACAUCCACUGAGGCCCCGGCUGGUUCCGUCAUUAAAGGCCACAGUUUUAACAUCACCUGCUCCACCCCUCAGCAGUAUCCGGGAGGUUCUUUCCAGCUGCGUCUGAUUCGCUCCAACGGCACCGUGCGCCAGUCUCUGCCCGCCCUGACGCCGUCUGUCACCUUCACCUUCCCCAGCGCCCAGAGCUCCAACGAGGGCUACUACUACUGCCUGUACCGGGUCCAGCUGGGCGGACGCACCUUCGUCUCCAGAGAGAGCCAGCCCCUGCCUAUAGCCAUCAGAGACCCUGAUCCAGUACUCAGUCCGAUGGUGAUCAGCUGGCUUGUGUCCGGCCUGACGUUUGUUGUAGCCGUCGUCAUUAUAAUCGUUGUGGCCAAGGUGCUGUGUAACAAGGAGAAGAAACCCUCUGAACUGGAGCGAGAGACCAGAACCUGUGUGGACAACACUUAUGUCGCCUUAUCGAUUAACAAGCUAUGAUGGGGGACGCAGGCAACACAUACAUAGAAGUAUUGCAGCAGAAUCACAAGUGAGUGGACAGUCAGACAGUCUGGUGUGUGUCCUUCAUGGAUCCAGAUGGCAGGAGCUGUAACAGAACCAGACGGUCGGGUUCAUCGUCCACCUCGCCGCUGGAACCGCUUCAGGACAGCCUCGAUGAGUCGACGCCACCACAGACUAAGACUGCAUUGCAAUAUUCUUUCAUACCAAACUUCAGGCUAGUUCCUGCUGGAGAACAGUGGACAUCGUCGGCUGACUAGCCCUGUAUCGAGGUGAGACGUAAACAGCCACAGACUGACAGACGGUAGAAGCUGUCGUUAGCUUCUGGUGGUCAAUGGUCAAAGCUAGACGUCACUCACACCGGGCUACUGCUGCGACCAGUGGAAGCUCUAAUGGGGAAACUGUGACAUGGGUUCCUCAGGUCUCUGUGUAAACGCAGUUUAAUAACAUUGUUUUGUAUUUAUUAACAAGCAACACUAAUAACAAGCUCCACUAGCUACUUAUAUACUCGCCCACAGAUCAACCAUCCUUAAAGGAUUAGAGGACAUUUUUAUAUUUCCAGUCGAACACUGCUAUGCAUCGUACUUCAUUAACAGUAUGUCCAUUAAUGCACUAAAGUGUGUAAGUAGAAGCUGUAGUUGAUUAAAAUGCUGCUCUUGUUGGA